Molecule: messenger RNA, 675 nt
Organism: Acanthocheilonema viteae
Lineage: Eukaryota; Metazoa; Nematoda; Chromadorea; Rhabditida; Onchocercidae
Source: the annotation of a GenBank genome assembly
AUGCGCGUAUCGAAUGAUUUGUUUACGACGUUGUCGGGAACUACAAGUGGUGGAAAUUUGUUAGCAUCAAAUUUACGCAGCAUUACAUUGGAUAAUGAAGCCAAGAAGGCUAAAUUAGAUUGUUCAGUGAAUUUGUUAGCAACAACCGGUGGAGGAAUGGUAUUACCGCCCACGCAGCAGCAACUUCUUUCCGCUGUUGCAUUUGCUAAUGGCGCGCAAUUUUUGCAAAAUUCGGCUCUUUUUGGCCAAGCAUUCACUAUCACUAACAAUUCAAUGGCUGCUACAACAUCAGCUAAUGGCAAUGGUAGGCAAUAUAUUUCACGUGUGGUACACCUUCGAAAUAUACCAUCUGAUAUGACCGAUUUGGAAUUGGUUCAUUUUUGUAUGCCUUAUGGAAAAUUAGUCAAUUAUUUAUUACUUAAAGGAAAGAAUCAGGCAUUUGUGGAAUAUGAGGAUGAACGAAGUGCUCAAACUUUGGUUACUGUUAAUAUAGCAUGUCCAGUAGCUAUUCGUGAUAGGACAAUAUUUUGUCAAUUUUCAACUCAUCAAGAAUUAAAAACAAGCUCUCGUGCUCGCGCUGGUAGCAAUGGCUCUAAUCUUAUCACCGAUCAAGAUGACAAUGAACUCAAGAUUAAUUUUUUGCAAGAAAUAGGGAAACGGAAACAAAUGAAAUAA